Rhipicephalus microplus (southern cattle tick) is the source of this 1125-nucleotide messenger RNA. Its product is annotated as carbohydrate sulfotransferase 3-like. The record is from RefSeq and is a predicted model, not a curated record. NCBI's taxonomy places the organism in Eukaryota, Metazoa, Arthropoda, Arachnida, Ixodida, Ixodidae.
AUGCCAGGAGUUCAAACCUCCGAGCCCUUGUCAACGAAGCGAUCAGCCACCACUUCUCGGCAUUCUGCAAUUCACCCUAAUGCCUCCGUAAAGGAGGCCCUCAAGAAGUGCCUCCAGCAGCUCCGAAGAUCUGAAAUGAUUGGGAUCUUCAAGGCAAACCUAUCUCGCUACCCGGUAGUGACGUCAGACAAAGUCCGGAGGGUCAUUAUUGUCACUUAUUUUCAGGCGGGUUCCAACUUCGUCGCAGACUUGCUGUCUUCGUCGCCGCCCACGUUUUACCACUACGAGCCUUUGCGCAUCUACGGCGUUGCUACCAGGCUUAACGAAAUGACGGCGUGCAAGGCAAUCAGCUUGAUCGGGCACCUGCUACGCUACAAAUUGCAAAGCGAGGAGCAAUAUGUUCACAUGGUGUUCGAGAAGAAGGACCUCUUCAAGCGGAACCGCUUCCUCUGGACCUUGUGCCAGGGCACAAGUGGGGUAUGCUUCUGGCCGGACUUCGUGUCCAAAGUGUGCGCGCGGGCACCCGUGCAAGGGAUGAAAAUCACGUGUCUCCACAUGUCUCAGGUUCGAGACUGGUUGCGCAGCAACCCGGACCUAGCCACGUCCGUGAAGAUCCUCCAUCUGGUACGAGACCCGCGAGGUAUUCUGGCUUCGAGAAGGCUGUUGGGCUGGUGCAAUGGCUCGAAGAGGUGCGUCCACCCGGCCACACUCUGCUCUGAACUUCGCAACGACCUCAACACAACCGACGAGCUCGACAGCUCGUAUCCAAAGAGCACGUACAAGGUCCGAUUCGAGGACGUGUCUCUGGACCCCAAGAAACGAGCGCGGGAACUAUUCGAGCCUCUUGGACUAAACCACACAAUGCAAGUGACCUUGUUCCUGACUGAGCACACCAAGGUGGGAGAUGCCGACGCCUCUUAUCCGCAUUCGACGAAAAAGAAUUCGUCCAUCGUCCCAUUUCAGUGGGUAAAUAAACUCAAGUUCGAGGAAAUCGCGGACAUUCAGCGGUCCUGCUGGGACGUGAUGCGACGUUGUGCAAUCGACCUCGACCUAGGUCGCUUCGGCAACUUGCGUGGAAAGUCAUCCUGCGAGACUCCGAGGGCCGCCUUAACUCUGAGUCACUGA